UGAAAAAUUUAUGUGCUUUACUGUACACGGUUGCAAUGAAUGAACAAGCACGUAGUAUCUUAUGGGUAAAGUUAAGCAGAUAGAUUUCAAGUAGGUACCCAUAGUUAUACGUAGUUUAAAGAAUGAUUUGCAUAUUCGAUUCGGCAUUUCCGUUUAAAAGGCUAAAGUGCUGAUGGCUAAUUGUUUACUGACCUUGCUAAAUCGUGUGGGAUAACUUAAUCGUGUAGGCGUCAAAUUAUGUCACAAAAUGUUACAAAGCCACAAUACUACUUGUAAUGUAACCAAAAGCAAUGUCGAAUUUUUAAUCGAAUGUUGGUUUGCAAAAUACUGUUAGUGAAAUAAAUUAGUGGCAUUUUGUGUGUUUAAAAAAUCUUAGUAAGUAGGUAGGUAUUCCAUAUUUAAAAAUUUAAGAGGGAAAUACUUAUGAAUAUCAUUUUUAUUAUUACUCUGUGGCCUGUGAUUUGUAUCCUAACCUAUAUACUACAUCGUAAAACAAUUAAUACUUACAAUUUUAUGUUUAUACUAUUACGAUUACGUAUGUAAUAAAAACAAUAUAUUAAAAUAAAGCAAUACUGAUGAUGGAUCUCCACUGCCAAAUAUUGCUAUACUUUGACAACAGGCGUAUAAUAAGUGACAUGAAAAAUACUUGUGACCAAUUUUUGAGUGAAAUUAAUGAUAAAACGAUAUGUAAAUAUCCGCCUUUAAGAUUUUUACUUGAGAUCGAUGUAAUGGAUUUGUUAGACAUGGUUCCUGAAAUUGGAGAAACACUAUUACAAGAACCCAUAAAAUGGCAAAACGUAUGUAACGAGAUUUUAUUCGCAUGCUUAGUUUCUUUGGAUAGUAACGAAUGGACUAAAAACAUGAGACCAAAUCAAGUAGCUGUUAAUUUGAGAUUAAAAUGUUUAUCUAAAGUGUUAAUGGUUCCAAAUCGCCAUUAUUACAAAGGCCUAGUAAGUUUCCAAGGCUUGUUGUUAGCAAUAUCUAAACCUAAUAGCUAUGCCUAUCAUACUGUUUGGUCUUGUCCUGAGGAGUGCGAAGAUAGUGAAGUUGUUCUACAAUACAUACCAAAAGUGCCACCUAAAUGUUAUGUCUGCAAGAGUGUUCUAUAUGAAAAUAGCGGCUUGAGAAGAUGCGGUGAACAAGUAAAAGUCACUUUAAAACUAAAGAACAGUUUGCUUUCGAAGAGUUUAAAAAUUACCGACGAUUUGAUACCUGUUUUAACGCUCGGAAGGGUUUAUAAUUUCUAUGGUGUCGUUUUGAAGAAUGCUAUGUCUAUUUGGUCUUUAGAGGAAGUGAUUCCAUUGCCUGUGCCAAUCACCGCACCUAUUCCCGAUGAUGUCGAAAAACUAUUUAAUGCUUGCAAGGGCAUCUCUUGGAGAUUUAUAUUCUGUUUAGCCUCAUGUAUAGGCGUCAAUGAGUGCCCCUUAAAUUGUUUUAUGCAUUUAAAGAUUAGUUUGCUGCUAAGUUUAACAAGCGUAAAAGCAAACAUGUUUACAAAAUCUCGAAUUAUUCACGUUUUUGUCGCUGGAUACGACACCGGAUACGUUGGAGAGCUGAUGAAAGGUGCUGCCAAACUUGCACCACGAUCCGUGUGUAUGGGGACUUCCAAUACAACAGCUACUGACACAUUGGUCGGUUCAUCUGGUGGUAUAUGCUUCUUGCCCCUACCAUUUCAUGUCUACAACCAAAAAUUGAUAAAUUGUCUCUUAUCUAAUCUAGAAUCAGGCGUAACAUCGAACGAUACGAACCCAGCUCAAAUUCAAUGUGCUGUUUGGGCACAAGGAAUGGAUUAUAAAAAAAAUCUUAUUUAUAAUGUGGCAAAUAUAUUUGGAUUUGUAUGUAGAGGAGAUUAUGGAGAAUAUAACGACGAAAUUGCUAAUUUUCUUCUCGAACGAACCACUGAACCCUCUGAUAUAACAAAAGAUGAAGUAAAAGCAUUAAAGGACGUUGCAGUUUAUUUAGAUAUAGUUGCUGGCAUCCAAGUAUCUUUAGACAACGAUACAGAGAUACUCAUACGAAAUUAUUUUCUAACCGCUCGUAGAGAAGGCAAUAGAGGCGUGUCAGUGGGAAGUAUGGAAGCAUUAGUAGCAAUAUGUCUAACAUGCGCAAGGCUUUGUCGGCGAACAGUAGCCAAUAUAGACGACGCAGUUUUGGCCAUUUGGUUACAUGUCAGCGGCAGCCCUGAACCAAGAAUCGCUCCCAAUGAGUAUCUCGGAGCUCCAACUGAUAUUACCAGUUUAAAAGAAUUAUUCAAACUGUUCAAACAUUGGCUGUCAGAGUUUAGUGGCCUUGAUAUUCCAUAAUGCAAACAACGAGAGGGU
Molecule: messenger RNA, 2321 nt
Organism: Plodia interpunctella (Indianmeal moth)
Lineage: Eukaryota; Metazoa; Arthropoda; Insecta; Lepidoptera; Pyralidae
Gene: mei-218
Exons: 1
Coding region: 576-2303 (575 amino acids)
Source: RefSeq, a predicted model, not a curated record